Cylicocyclus nassatus is the source of this 1020-nucleotide messenger RNA. NCBI's taxonomy places the organism in Eukaryota, Metazoa, Nematoda, Chromadorea, Rhabditida, Strongylidae. The record is from the annotation of a GenBank genome assembly.
AUGGGUACCACUCUCCAAUACGCCGUUGGGGGUACCUUCGCCACCACUGCAGUGGUCAUUUGUAUCACCUACGUCGCCAUCUUCAAUGUCAUCAAUGACAUCAACGACUUCCAAGAUGAAAUCGAAAAAGAUCUGGAUCAGUUUAAGAACUUCGCCGACGAUGCUUGGAAGACAAUAAUGGCUGCACAACCACCAAGACAGAAGCGAGCCUCACAAGCCUCACAAUCAAAGAAAAGAGCUGCAUACUCAGAAGGACCACCUGGACUGCCUGGACAUCCCGGAGAAGAAGGCAUGCCAGGAAUGCCCGGAGGAGCAGGACAAAGCGGACAUGCAGCGUCUAUGGGGCAUGCUAUGGGAUGCAUCAGCUGCCCUGCCGGCCCACCAGGUCCACCUGGCCCAGAUGGUGCUCCGGGACCAGCUGGACCAAGUGGUAAUCCAGGAAUGGCCGGAAAUGGAGGAGGAGGAGGUGCCCCUGGACCAGCUGGAGCUCCUGGUGCGCCCGGAGCAAAUGGAAAUCCUGGAGCCCCUGGAAUGGAUGGAGCGCCUGGAUCGCCAGGAACUCGUUCAAUGAGCAUGCCCGGUCCUAUGGGUCCACCUGGACCACCAGGAGCACCCGGCAUGCCAGGUAUGGAUGGCGGUCACACAGGAGGCGGAGCACCUGGACCUGCAGGAGCGCCGGGACCAGCAGGACAACCUGGAGCACCAGGAGCUCCUGGAGGUGUGGGACAAGCUGGAAUUAGUGGUGCACCAGGAGGUGAUGGAGCAUACUGUCCAUGUCCCGCCAGAACUGGUUCUGGAUUUGGCGGUGCUGUUGGGGCAGGUGGAGGCAACGGAUUCACCGGCAAUUCCGGUGGAGGCGGAAGCAACGGAUUCAGUGUAACCACUCAAUUUGGCAGCACUGGUGGAGGUGGAAACAGCGGAUUUGGCGGAGCCUCUCAGUUCAGCGGACCCGUCGGUGGUGGUGGCGGCGGCAUGCACGGCAUGAACAGUGCUCCAUACAAAAAACGCGUUCGCGUGUAA